GUUUCGAAGAAGCCACUGUUUCUCUCUCUCUCUCUCUCUCACUCUCCCUUUCCUGUUUGGAGAGCCGGAAAUUGAGCGGGAAAGUUCCACCGAAAACUGAGAAAUUACUACUACUACUACUACUAAUUCCAAGGUCCGGCUUAAAAAUCUCCUGUUAUAUAGUAUACUACUAGUACUAACACUCUGUUUGGUUAAGACGAAAAUAAAUGAUUUUGUUGCGCGGAAUCACUGCUUGUUUAUAAACAUUUUGUUUUAAUUUUUUUUUUUUUUUUUGAAGCAAGUGGGAAGAACACGAGACAAUUAUUAGUGGAGUAUCAUUUUUUUUUCUAUAUUCUUCUCUCUGUUCUUCCAUUGCUUUCUGAGAAACCAAGCAGGGGUGGUUUCCUGGUUGUAGUUCUGAAUUUCAGUUCAAGAAUGGUACUCCUUGCUUCUUGAAUAGUUGAUCUUGAGAGUCUUGAACAUGAUGAAUCCGAGACGACUCUGGGAACGGAUCCAUUGGAGACGGGGUGGGGCCUGUAGCUCAGGGCAUUAGAGCACGGUGUCGGGGUUUCGAGUACCUCCUCGCCCAACCUUCCCAAGAGGGAAAGAAUUCAAAGAGAAUGAACUCUCCAACCGCGCAGUUUGUCACCUUAAGAAGGAUGGGUUUAUACGAACCAGUCCAUCAGAUGGGCAUGUGGGGAGAUUUUAGAGGUAGCUAUCCAAAUACCUCUGGCUCUAUGAUUGAGGACGUGAGCACAAAAAUGAACAACCAGUCAGAAGACACUACUUCACAAGGAUCACUAGGACCUUCAAACCAGUUCGAUCAAGAAGCGACUAAACCUCCCGAUAAGGUACUUAGGCGUCUUGCUCAGAACCGUGAGGCUGCUCGCAAAAGCCGGUUGCGGAAAAAGGCAUAUGUGCAGCAGUUAGAAACAAGUCGGUUAAAGUUGAUUACACUGGAGCAAGAGCUUGAACAAGCUAGACAUCAGGGUCUGUAUAUGAGUGGUGGAUUAGAUAACAGUCCUCUGGGAUACUAUGGAGCUGUAAACCCAGGUAUUGCCGCGUUUGAGAUGGACUAUGGGCACUGGGUGGUACAACAAGAUAAACAAACUUGUGACUUAAGGGCUGCUUUGAAUUCUCACGUAGUUGACAUAGAGAUUCAAGUCCUUGUUGAUGUUAGCAUGCAGCACUAUUUUAAUCUGUUCCGCAUGAAGGCAACCGCUGCAAAAGCUGACGUCUUCUAUAUGAUCUCUGGCAUGUGGAACACAUCUGCCGAACGUUUUUUCUUGUGGAUUGGAGGGUUUCGCCCAUCAGAGCUUCUAAAGCUUGACCUCUUGACCGACCAACAGCGUUUCGAUACCAAUAACCUUAGACAAUCAUGCCAGCAAGCGGAAGACGCUCUUUCACAAGGAAUGGAGAAGCUGCAGCAAACUCUGGUUGAUACUGUAGCAGCUGGCCAACUGGGUGAAGGAAGUUACAACACGCAGGUGGCUUCUGCAAUGGAGAAGUUGGAAGCUCUGGUGAGCUUCAUCAUGCAGGCAGAUCAUCUUCGACAGGAAACACUGCUACAAAUGGCACGCAUCCUUACCAUCCGCCAAGCAGCUCGGGCCCUACUUGCCUUGGGGGAGUAUUUUCAACGCCUUCGGGCUUUGAGCUCAGUUUGGGCUAAUCGUCCCCGUGAGCCCGCCUAGUCAUCGAUGGAAUAAGAGAGACGGAUAUUCUAGGGCAAAACCACCAGCAGAAACCAUGACUCAGCAGCAGCCAUGCCAUAUCAAUGCGCCUGCUAUUAAUCUCUCCAUUCUAAUACAUAGUCCCGGCUAGCUGCUGUCAUUUUUCGUGCUGCCUCCCGCGAAUGAGAAGUUGUACACAUGAUUGGCUUGUUUUAUCUACCAAAGCUUGUUGAUCAUCUUAUGUUGGAAGGGCAAUUCCAGGUGCCGUGUGAGUUUUUAGACCACUAGAUGGAACUAUAUGUAAUAUAAUACCACCAAUUACAAUGGUUUCUUUGUAAUUCUGAGUUUUUGUCCAAUGUAUACAUGUUAUUGUAAGACAACGUGACCUUAAGCGAUUGAAACUGCUUUCUGCUCCGGUGUGGGUUCAAGGCAACGGAUA
Molecule: messenger RNA, 2088 nt
Organism: Rhododendron vialii
Lineage: Eukaryota; Viridiplantae; Streptophyta; Magnoliopsida; Ericales; Ericaceae
Product: transcription factor TGA1
Exons: 9
Coding region: 600-1670 (356 amino acids)
Biological process (GO): DNA-templated transcription; regulation of DNA-templated transcription
Molecular function (GO): sequence-specific DNA binding; DNA-binding transcription factor activity
Source: RefSeq, a predicted model, not a curated record